AUGCCCGGUACACCAGACUACCAGUCCAGCCCGUAUUUGGUACGGGUUUUUGUUUCUGUUGGACUCUUUUUUGGACAGUGCCGAAAGGCUUGGGUGAAACACAUCCUACACACGGUGCCCACCUCCCGCCCACAGCCUGCAGCAAUCAUCCCAGGUGCAGCUGCACAGGCUUUGGCCGACCCUGUCUGGGAGUUGGAGGACCUCGACGAUGAGGUGGAGAUGUCGAAGGAGGAGUCAGACGUCUCUUCCGUUUCCUCUUCGUCUUUUUUUUCGGCUUUGACCGACCCUGUCUGGGAGGUGGAGGACCUCGACGAUGAGGUGGAGAUGUCGAAGGAGGAUUCAGACGUCUCUAGCAGAUACACCUCACCUUUUUCCUCUUGCUCAGAAUCUUCAGUGGAGGACCUCACCACCACCGUCUUCCCACCAGAGCUAACCGGCCAGGGAGUCACUGCACCUUCACCCACCAUCAGAACACAGAGCAGAUCCCUGAAAAGAUUCACCACCAACUUUUGGACCUCUGUGUUUUCUCGUUUCAGGUCCCGUGCUCGAGUCUCGGUGCUGGUUGGGGAGGCGGACCAAGGUCUGGAGGCGGAACCGGCUGCACAGGACGUGCAGGACCUGGAAGAGCGAAGGGACGCGGUGGAGACCCCUCCCAAAAGAAAGGGAGGAAGGAGGAAGCUGUUCCUGAGCUGCUUCAGGGGGUCAGAGAGGGAUUAAUUAGAUUGAUUGAUUUAAAUAUUCAUACCUAUUAAUUAUAUAUAUUGAUUGAAGAUAUAUUAUUAUAUUUAUAGGCAUUCAUCAGAUUCAUUGUAGAUAUAUUAUUAUAUUUAUAGGCAUUCAUUUGAUUG
This is a messenger RNA of Astyanax mexicanus (Mexican tetra), 848 nucleotides long. RefSeq lists its product as uncharacterized. NCBI's taxonomy places the organism in Eukaryota, Metazoa, Chordata, Actinopteri, Characiformes, Acestrorhamphidae. The transcript has 9 exons. The record is from RefSeq and is a predicted model, not a curated record. The coding region runs from base 1 to 717 and encodes 238 amino acids.